Amblyraja radiata (thorny skate) is the source of this 4059-nucleotide messenger RNA. Its product is annotated as serine/threonine-protein kinase BRSK2. The transcript is spliced from 21 exons. The coding region runs from base 180 to 2666 and encodes 828 amino acids. Gene Ontology annotation, biological process: protein phosphorylation; intracellular signal transduction. Gene Ontology annotation, molecular function: protein serine/threonine kinase activity; ATP binding. The record is from RefSeq and is a predicted model, not a curated record. NCBI's taxonomy places the organism in Eukaryota, Metazoa, Chordata, Chondrichthyes, Rajiformes, Rajidae. Gene Ontology annotation, cellular component: cytoplasm.
AAAGCAUCGUAUCUACUGUUUCAUGGUGUAGAACUGGCGUGCAGCACAAUAGUGUAUGGAUCAUAGCCCUUUUCAUUUUAUUUUUUGCAAAAAAUAAUUGCAGGAAAAAAGAAAAUUUACAUAAAACCUACCAAUUAGUGGAUCUGCAAAGGAUUUUGUUUUGUUAAAGCCCGGUCAAAAUGUCAACGGGUAAAGAAAUCGGGGGAGCCCAACAUGCUCAAUAUGUGGGACCAUAUCGACUGGAAAAAACGCUUGGAAAGGGACAGACAGGGUUGGUGAAGCUUGGAGUCCACUGUGUAACAUGUCAAAAGGUUGCAAUAAAGAUCGUCAACAGGGAGAAGCUCAGUGAGUCUGUGCUAAUGAAGGUGGAACGGGAGAUCGCCAUCUUGAAGUUAAUAGAACAUCCACAUGUUUUAAAGCUACAUGAUGUCUAUGAAAAUAAAAAAUAUUUGUACUUGGUGCUAGAACAUGUUUCCGGGGGAGAACUCUUUGAUUAUCUUGUGAAAAAAGGACGAUUGACACCAAAGGAAGCCAGAAAAUUCUUCAGACAAAUCAUAUCUGCGUUAGAUUUCUGCCAUAGUCAUUCAAUAUGCCACAGGGACUUGAAACCAGAAAAUUUAUUGUUGGAUGAAAAGAAUAACAUUAGGAUAGCAGACUUUGGAAUGGCUUCACUGCAGGUUGGCGACAGCUUGUUAGAAACCAGCUGUGGUUCACCCCAUUAUGCCUGUCCUGAAGUCAUCAGGGGAGAAAAGUAUGAUGGUCGAAAAGCAGAUGUCUGGAGCUGUGGUGUCAUCCUUUUUGCACUCUUGGUGGGAGCACUGCCAUUUGACGAUGAUAAUCUGAGACAGUUAUUGGAAAAAGUAAAACGUGGAGUGUUUCAUAUGCCACACUUUAUACCACCGGACUGCCAAAACCUCUUAAAGGGAAUGAUUGAGGUGGAUGCUUCAAAACGCUUGACUCUAGACCAGAUCCAAAAACACUCUUGGUAUAUAGGCCCCAUGGCAAGUGUUUUGCAUGAAUUAAGGUGCAUUGAAAAGGAAAUUUUACCUGCUAGUGGGGGUAAGAAUGAACCUGAGCCAGAGCAGCCUGUUCCAAGAAAGGUACAGAUCCGUUCACUACCGUCACUGGAGGAUAUCGACCCUGAUGUCUUGGACAGCAUGCACUCGCUGGGUUGUUUUAGAGAUAAAAACAAGCUAAUGCAAGAUUUGGUGUCAGAAGAAGAAAAUCAAGAAAAAAUGAUAUAUUUUCUUCUUCUUGAUCGGAAAGAGCGGUAUCCAAGCCAUGAAGAUGAAGACUUGCCUCCUCAAAAUGAUAUAGAUCCACCUAGAAAAAGAGUAGACUCACCAAUGUUAAAUCGGCACGGCAAGCGGCGACCUGAACGGAAGUCGAUGGAAGUACUGAGCGUAACAGACGGGGGCUCUCCAGUUCCAGCACGGCGUGCUAUAGAGAUGGCACAGCACGGCCAGAGUAAAAGUAUGUUCAGUAAAAGCUUGGAUAUCACAGAUGCCAAUCCCAGAAUCAACAAAGAAGAAAGAUCACGAUCAAUAAGUGGAGCAUCAUCUGGCCUCUCCACCAGCCCUCUAAGCAGUCCAAGGCCUAUCAGAAAGUUUUUUGCUCCCGCCCAGAUUCCCGAGCUUAACCCCUGGCCCAAAUCACAUUCCCCCAUUAUUCCUCAUUGUCAUAGAAAUACAACAAAGCCCAGUAAUGUGCUUCAACCAAAGAUAGGGUUUCAAUCCAAUACAAUGACUCAGACUCUUCCUUCUAAGAGUAAGCUCACAGAUAAACCUUUGCAAGCCACUAAAUCUAAUCCUGUUGUAAUAUCGGAAACACGCCCUCCUCAGAACCCUCCUGUUAAAAACGUACAGAGUCAGCAAAGCGCAGUCACGUCACCAACCCAAUUGUUUGUUCCCUCAGUCCAGAUCACACCCCUGUCUCUUGUCAGAUUGAUCCCUGGUACUGAUCCAAGCACCAAAUCUAUCCCUAUAAUACAGGUGACCCCUCAUCCUUCCCCAAGGGGAAGUCCCCUCCCCACCCCAAAGGGCACACCAGUCCAUACUCCCAAGGAGAGUCCAGCGAGUACUCCGAAUGCAACACCACCGUCCAGCCCCAGCAUUGGAGGAAUGCCUUGGAGGACGCGGCUGAAUUCAAUCAAAAACAGUUUCCUUGGCUCACCACGGUUUCACCGCAGGAAAUUACAAGUACCGACGACAGAGGAGAUGUCAAGCUUAACUCCCGAGUCUUCCCCAGAACUUGCCAAAAAAUCAUGGUUUGGUAACUUCAUCAACCUGGACAAAGAGGAACAGAUAUUUGUGGUGAUCAAGGACAAGCCAUUGAGUUCCAUUAAAGCCGACAUUGUCCAUGCAUUUCUCUCAAUCCCCAGCCUAAGUCACAGUGUCAUGUCUCAGACAAGUUUCCGAGCAGAGUACAAAUCCACUGGGGGACCAGCUGUGUUCCAGAAGCCAGUUAAAUUCCAGGUGGACAUCACUUACACAGAAGGCAGUGAGGCACGGAAGGAGAAUGGGAUUUAUUCUGUCACCUUCACACUGCUGUCAGGUCCAAGUCGUCGGUUCAAAAGGGUCGUGGAAACAAUUCAGGUCCAGUUGCUAAGUACACAUGACCAGCCUUCCGUGCAACAGUUGUCUGGAAUUGUCCAGAAAACUUGUUAACUCUCCUCUGGUGAAUCCUAUGGCUGCGGACAUUUGUCGAAGGAGAGGCAGCUGAUAUCUUGGUGCAUGUGGGAACUUGGCGCCCUUUUGACGCUUAACACUUGACCAAACCGGAGCUGCUGCAUCCCAGGAAAAGGAACGGAAUUCCUGGGAGAGACUUGACACCCUUCAGCAGCAGUAUGUCCACCAGAGAGGGGAUAUGGGGGCGGGUGGGAGGGGAUGAACUAAACAGCACUGCAUUUAUUAAUAUGAGCUCCGGCAGCUACAGUGGACUUUUUUCUUUGUUGAAGCAGGACUUUGGUGAGACUGCUGCUGAUUGGUAAGAGAUCGGAGAGUCAGACAACAUAGCAGCAACAAAUAAAGCACGAACAACUGUACCAACCCUACUCUCUGUAUAUUUUCUGUUUGUCUCGUUGUGACACCUUGUUUAGCUGUAGAAAAAAAAACAGAUUCAAACACUGUGUUGCCAGUUAUAAGUUUGUCAGUAUUAUUUAUUUUCAAGGUAAUAUAUAUGUGUAUAUAAUAUAUAUAUAUUUUCAUCAUUUCACAAGGGCACCAUGUUCAACUGAACUGUGUUGCUAGUUUACUAUCAUGGGGGUUUGAUCACCCACCAGUGUAAAAGGCUACAUUUAUUGUGGACAUUUUAUAUAUAUUUUUCCCCCUUUCUGACCUUAUUUAUUGAACCCCAGUAAUUUAACAGAACGUCUCGGUGUAUGAAUGUUGUCUUUCAUUGUGAAUGACUUAUAGAGGCAACACUUACUGUAUUAAAGGAAAAAAAAUAUUUUGUCCAAUUUAUCAGAGCUCUGUGAACAAUAUUAACUUAUUCUGUCCCAAUUCAAGGAAAUUGUAGUAUAUGUUUAAAAAGCAAACAGUAAUUUAAAAAUGUAGAAUAGCAGUAGUGUCUGAAAUGAUUAACUUAUAUUGCUAUUUGUUAGUUUCAUAUCAGUGUGCGUGUACCACAGGUAAAUUAUUGAAGCAGUUCCUGUACAUAAUUAAAUUAACAAUGGACUUUGAACCACUGGAAGUUACUGUUAUUGAAUUUAUCUUGUAUAACUGUGUGCAUGUCAGACAUGGUUUUUUCUUUGCAUGAUGUUGCUGUAAUUGUUCCCAUAAUGCUCUGUCCUCUUUCUUGCUCUCCUCUGUGCCCACACUAAUUAAUGCUUCCUUACACUGUACCUCUGCAAAACUGCUGGACUACAACAUGGACGGUACAAGCAGGAAGGGGAAGAAAUAAAGCAAUACUUAUAUUGAUAUCCUUCCUAUUUUGUACUUUGGAGAAAAAAAAAACUUAUUUAACAGACCAACUAUCAAAAUGUACCAACCCACCCCCCACCCCCUUGUAAUAUAACUGUGAGCAACUUCAGUGCAAGAUCAAUAAAUUCAUUCAAUUCCA